AGAGAGUUUUACUCUGGCUGGCGUAGUGUGUGAACUAGAAAGGUUUAGUUGGGUUGGGAAAAACUUCCGAAAAAAAGGUGUGCAAAAAUCCACUUAUCGUCGCAAAAGUGUACGGAAAAGUGCAGCUUAUCGCGGCCCAGCUUCCAACUGGAUCGAAAAUCGCACCCGGAAUCGCUAGCAAUCGCGAAUUUUCUCUUUCUCCCUCUUUCUGUGUGCGCGUUGCUGCUGAGGAGCAGGGGCGCUCGCGUUCGGCCAACAAUCGUCGCAGUAGUCGUCGUCGCCUUCGUGUCAGCGCCACACCGUGUUCGGUAGUCGUGUCCGCCGUCGUCGUCGGGUGAAUUAAAAUUUUCAAGUGUUUCACACGGGGGGAGAAGUUUGUGUCCGUCGCCGCGAUCGGGAAACGGUUCUGCUGACUCCCCGAAGCCUUCGAGCGUGUGUGCUGGUGGUGCUCGGCCCCACCAAACUUCGUCGUCGCCGCCGUUGUUCCCGAAAGUAAAGGAUGGACUCGGAAAUUCCGGAACUUUCCGACGAAGCCGAAGAACAUGUCAAACUCGAAAAUGGCGAUGAGGUCGCACUGCCUCCGCGUACCCGCCUCGUUACGGCCGAUGUCGGGUCGGGCAACACGGUCGUCCAGGUGCCGGUUUCGAUGGGAACCCUCAUCGGGGGCACCACCUUCAACGUCCUCACGCCGGACCAGAUCCAGCACUUUAAGCCGAUGAUAUGCGUGGACAACAACGGUUUCGUGUCGGCGGGCAGCACGGUCGUCGGCGAUCUGACCGGUGACCUCAAGCCGACCCACAUCGUGAUCCAGCAGCAGCAGCAGGGUGGAACCGACCCGAACCAGCAGCAGGACGACAGCCUGCUCGACCAGGGUCAGUCCCAGUCGGCCACCGAGUAUCGGCUCGAGACGAACAAUCUCAUCGACCGGCUGAGCAACAUUGACGUGCUGCCGGUGCGCUGCAAAACGACCACCGGUGAGCUGUACAAGAGCCGGCUCGGGUCCGGUGGACGGGGCAAGUGCAUCAAGCACAAGGACGGCUGGUACACGCCGAGCGAGUUCGAGAACAUUUGCGGGCGGGGCUCGAGCAAAGACUGGAAGCGGUCGAUCCGGUACGGCGGCCGAAGUCUGCAGGCACUGAUUGACGAGGGCAUCCUGACACCGCACGCCACCAGCUGUACCUGUUCGGCGUGCUGUGACGACGACUCCGGUAAGUUUACCCAACCGGCGUCCGGUCCCGUACGACUGUUCACUCCGUACAAGCGGCGACGACGUAACCAGAUCGAACCGGAACAAGCGGAGAAGAAGAAGCGAAUAAUUGUAAAUAACAACACUAACACUAGUAAUAACAACAACAUCCACAUCAACAACAUCAGCAACACGAGCACGACAACGACGGCUUCCGUGGUGAACCAGCAGCACCAGGCUACUCAUCAACAGCAGCAGCAAACCACCGCCAUCAGUCAUCACCAGCAACAAGUGCAACAGCAGCAGCAGCAGCAACAACAAGUGCAACAACAGCAAAUCCAGCAAGUUCAGCAACAAGUACAGCAGCAAGUGCAACAGCAGGUACAGGCCCAGCAACAGCAGCAGCAACAACAGGUGCAGCAACAACUCCAGCAGGCAGCGGCGGCGGCGGCCGCCGCAGCCACCAUCAACUCGUCGCCGUUGAUGACCAACAACACGAGCACGACCACGACGACCACCACGGUCAAGGUGGUCCAGCAGGAGCAGCAGGAGAUCGAAAAUGAGCUGGCGAUCACCACCAAAGAGGAACCCUGGCAAGCGCUCACCGAGGGCAUCGAAAGUGCCACCGAGUACGUCGACCAGACGACGCAAAUGAUUGCCGAAUCGAAUCUUCCGUUCGAGAAGAUGAAAGCCCUGUGCUCGCAGGUGUCGAAGGCGAUGCAGGAGCUGAAGAAGUGCAUCGGCGAGGCGCGCGACGUGCACAACCACCAGCUGGACCGGUUGCAGCGGGAACGGGACGCCGCCAUCCUGACCGUGACGCAGCUCGAGGAGCAGAACAACAUUAGCAGUCAAUUACCGCCCGGGUCCGUUCAUGCGAAUAAGAAGUGCGCCAACUGCAACCGGGAAGCGCUGGCCGAGUGUUCGCUGUGCCGGCGGACGCCGUACUGUUCGACCUUCUGUCAACGAAAAGACUGGAUCACGCAUCAGAACGAGUGCGUGCGGAGUACGCAGGAGGCCACACACCAGAUCAUGCUGAUAGUGGACGAAACUCAAUAACCUUUAAUUUUCUAAUUUGCGACCAACAACAUCAGCAACGGUUCGACGUCGAAGAGACGUCUCUCAACGCCGUUACAGCUCAUGCGCUCAUGUACUACUGAAAAAAGAGGAAAGAGGAAAGUUUGGAACGUUUCUCGUCGAAGGUCGCAAAUUGGGAAAAAAUAUUACCUACAAAAGUGUAACAACAAGACCAACACCCCCACAAACAGACAACCCACGCGUGUUGCCACAACGCGUACUCGUUUAUGGAAACGGUUUAUUUUUAUUUUAUAUUUAAAUAGCGAAAAUCUGAGAGUUUUGUUUUUUUUUAUUAACGCGCGGAUGUUGGUUCGAACUGGAUUCACUCACCACGAGAAAGGGACUUACUAGUAGGCUCGAAAGGAGCGCUACCAUGUUCGUAGUUGAACUUUUUUUUUGUUUUCAUUUUACUAGGCAAUUGCGGAAGUACAUAUAUUUAAAGAGUAAAGUGUGUAUUUAAGGAUCGAAGAAACAUUAUUUAAAACCAGAAACAAACCUUUAAUAAUAAGAGAUGUCAACUCUUAAA
This is a messenger RNA of Culex pipiens pallens (northern house mosquito), 2786 nucleotides long. Its product is annotated as deformed epidermal autoregulatory factor 1-like. Gene Ontology annotation, cellular component: nucleus. The coding region runs from base 500 to 2242 and encodes 580 amino acids. NCBI's taxonomy places the organism in Eukaryota, Metazoa, Arthropoda, Insecta, Diptera, Culicidae. Gene Ontology annotation, molecular function: DNA-binding transcription factor activity, RNA polymerase II-specific; DNA binding. The transcript is spliced from 5 exons. Gene Ontology annotation, biological process: regulation of transcription by RNA polymerase II. The record is from RefSeq and is a predicted model, not a curated record.